This is a messenger RNA of Balaenoptera acutorostrata (minke whale), 1424 nucleotides long. It is a transcript of the gene SPATA21, whose product is annotated as spermatogenesis associated 21. Lineage: Eukaryota; Metazoa; Chordata; Mammalia; Artiodactyla; Balaenopteridae. The record is from RefSeq and is a predicted model, not a curated record. Gene Ontology annotation, molecular function: calcium ion binding. The coding region runs from base 1 to 1329 and encodes 442 amino acids. The transcript has 9 exons.
AUGCAGGAGGUGCUGCAUUUGCUGAAUGAACGAGAGGCGAGGGACAUCGGAGAGAGGAGGGAGAUGGACCAUACUCAGAAGCAGCCUCAGGAGCCUGCAGGGGCCACGGGGGCCCAGAACCUUGGCAACCCCCGGCCGGGCUUCAUGAAGUGCUUGUUGGAGGUGGAAGAGGAGGGGGCCACGCGUUGGAGGGUCACCAAGGCCCGCGCACUGCCAAACCGGAAGUCCCCCAGGACCCUGGCCCCCGUGCUCGUCUCUGCCCCGGUUGGCAACUCAGCCCCAAUCCUGCCUCUGACCCUGCCUCAGACCCCUGCCUCGGCUCCUGCCAUGGCCCCAUGCUGGGCCCGACCGCCAGCCCCUGGGCCACUUCCUGCCCCCAUGGGAGCCCCAGCUUCAGUGCCCGUCACGGUCCUGCCGGUCCCUGCAUCAGACCUGGGCUGGAGAAGGACAGAACUUUUGCACCACAGCGGGGAGAGGAGCCUGAAUUACCCCAAGGCACGGCAGGAGCUGGAAGAACACUGCCACCUGAAGGUGCGUCAGACCUGGGAGGAGAGGUCGGAAGAGCACCUCACACUGAAGCAAGAGGAAGCCUUCCGCAGCUACUUUGAGAUCUUCAGUGGUCAUGGCGAGGUGGAUGCACAGAGCCUGGAGAACAUCCUGCUCCUCGUGGGCAUCUCCGUGACGCCGGCCCAGGUGGAGGAUGCCCUGAGCAGUGCUGACAUCGAUGGAGACGGCCACGUGAACUUCGAAGACUUCUUGGCUGUGAUGACAGACACCAAGCGCUUCUUCUGCUCUGUGGAAGAGAAGGCCCUGACGGACACGGCUCCCCCAAACCCCCGCACUCUGCUCUUUGAGAUCCUGUCCCUGCUGGUGGAGAUGCUGGCCUUACCUGAGGCAGCCUUAGAGGAGAUCACCAGCUAUUACCAGAAGAAGCUGAAGGAAGGCACCUGUAAGGCCCAAGAGAUGGAACCGGCCAUUGGCCGGCUGCGGUCCCGGAAGAAGCUUCCCUACAACCUGCAGCAGGCAGACACCUUGGAAGUCCCAGAACGAAGAGCCCUCAGGAUCCUGAGCCAGCUGAAGCAGCAGAACUAUGCUGCCAACCUGCAAAGCCCCUAUGCCCAGGUGCCUUGCAUCCCACUCUGCCCGCGGCUGGACAAGAAUACGGUCCGCCAGAAGCAAGGCAGCCACUAUGUGCUGGAGCUGUGUACCCCCACCAGCCUGGGCCCUGACACCCGUAGCCUCUUCUUCCAGACUGGAUCUCAAAGAAGCAGGGAACCCAGCUCUGACAGCCGAAAGUGGCUCAGUUCUGUGCCGGCUCGAACCCACUGACCCUGUGGAAUCCUGACUCUGGGCAGCUGUUCAGGGCCUGCAGACGGACGGGUCAUCAGGCAGGGACUGCUGCUGGAUUUUGCUUUUGUGGCCUG